Molecule: messenger RNA, 3088 nt
Organism: Pelodiscus sinensis (Chinese soft-shelled turtle)
Lineage: Eukaryota; Metazoa; Chordata; Testudines; Trionychidae
Source: RefSeq, a predicted model, not a curated record
GCCCAGCGCGGCCGUGAAGAGCGAAGCGAGUGACUGACACGGACCAAAGUUAUCCCGGAAUAAGGGCAGCACGCAUGUGCCGUCACCCCGGAUGUGAACAUGCCGCCCAGGCACUCCGGAGCCUGCCCCGCCCGGCUAGAGCGGACGGGCUGAGCCGUGCUGGGCCGAGCCGAGCCUGGCCGGGCCCAAGCGAGCCAGCCGCUCGCCUGGGGGGAAGAAGGCAGAGCCCUCCCCCCGGGGAAAGGGGGAGGGGCAGAGCCCCCGCGUGGCGGGGCAGAGCCCCUCGCCCCAGGGGGAGGGGGGGGCAGAGCCUUCCUAAGGCGGCUAAAGGAGAGGAUUCCCCCCCCCCAAUGGUUUGGCUGAGCCAGGCCUUCCUGUCACAGAUGGCCCCAGCCUUGUGUUAGUCCUACCCCCUCCGUUCCUGGGGGCUUGUUACACCUAGGCUAAGUACUGAAACUCUGUCACCAUCUUCUCCCCCUGCAUCCCUUCACUUACUCCUGACCCCACACCCCAGGAGUUCCUGCCUUUACUGGGGUGGGGGGCAGGAAUAAUGGAUUUUCGGGGGAAGAAGUACGAGCGGGGUAGUAAUUGGUCAGAUCCUGAAGUGGUGGAGCUGCUGCAGCUUUGGGCUGAUGAGUCAGUUCAGAUGGAGCUGGAGAGCUGCCUGAGAAACCAGCAUGUCUUCAACCGGAUUGCUGAGGUGUUGAGGGAGAAGGGCAUCCAUCGCACUGGGGACCAGUGCAGAGAGAAGAUAAAAAAGAUGAAGCUGGAGUAUCGUAGGAUCAAGGACAACAACAAGACCCCAAGGGGUGGCAGGACUUGGAAAUUCUAUGAGGUGAUGGACCGGGUGCUGACCAGCCGGUCCUCUAUUGCCUAUAGUUCCUUAAGUGGCAGUGUGGUGACUCCACAGGCAUUGCAAGGGAGCAUGGUGGAGAACUACCAUCAUCACUUCACCCCCUCAGCUCUACCUUUUGGACACUCGCAGCACCCCGAGCUAAUGGAAAUCAAAUGUGAGGAGGUGGACUCUGAUGAACACUGCUUGACCCCGGAACCCCCACUGUCCAUGUCUUACCAGCACGGCUCCCCUGAGGAGCAUGAGAUGGAGAGAGCUUUCUUGGACAGGGCCCAGAAUGACUCUCCCAUCUCCAGGGUGGAAAUUCCCAUUGAAACCAGUGUCUCACCUUCAGGUUUCAGUGAGCCCAACAUGGCAUCCUCAUCCCGGAUCCAGAGUGUGGGACCUCGGCCUGGCUUCUCCACUUUGCACCGUUUGCGGAAGAAACGGAAAGGCCAGCGAGUGAAGGACCCCCUUGAUGAUCUCCUAUUGAAGACCCUGACAUCACAGCGAGCCAUGGAGGAGCGCUUUCUGCAAAUGGAGGAGCGGCGGUUGCAGCGAGAUAUGGAAGUGGAGGAACGACGGAUGCAAUUGGAGCAGCGACGUUUUGAACUGGAGCGAGAGCAUGAGUUCCGCAUGUUUAAUGUCUUUGCUCAGAUGCUUAGCAUCUUAAAGCAGAGUAACAGUGGCUCCUCCUCUUCUGUUACACUGCCCCGGGGCUUGGAUUUCAUCCAAUUGCUGUCUGACAUCCCUGGGAUGGGAGGAGGAGGGGGGCUUCAGGAGGCAAGGGCUAUGCAUCUAGGGCGACCACUUUCGGAGAGAAGGACUGACAUGUACAGUUUCUGUAACCCUAGCGAAUUUCAGAGCAGUCCUUUCCUCUCUGCUCGAGGAAACAUUGCCAAUCUUUUUCGUGGCUCGACAGAGGAGGGAUACAAGGCCUAUCAUGCUGAUAAGUAUGAUGAAGACAAAAACCCCAAUGGUAUAAUUAAUUUUGGUACCAGUGAGAAUAAACUCUGCUUUGAUCUAAUGUCCAAGCGGUUGACACAAAGUGACAUGAACCUCAUGGAGCCUCCACUUCUGCAAUAUCCUGACUGGAAAGGACAUAUGUUCUUACGGGAGGAAGUGGCUCGAUUUUUGACCUAUUAUUGCAAGGCCCCUGCACCUCUCAAGGCAGAAAAUGUGAUUGUGUUGAAUGGUUGUGGCUCUCUGUUUUCUGCAUUAGCUACAGUUCUCUGUGAUCCAGGGGAAGCUGUUCUGAUUGCCACCCCCUUUUAUGGUGGUAUUACCCAGAGUCUGUUCCUAUAUGGUAAUGUCAAGCUGGUCUAUGCCUAUUUAGACAGUAAGAUCACGGGGACAAGCACCCGGCCCUUCCAACUUACAGUGGACAAAUUAGAGAGGGCCCUGCAGGACGCACAGUCAGAGGGUGUUGGUGUGAAAGCCUUAAUUCUCUUGAACCCCCAAAAUCCAUUAGGGGACAUAUACUCCCUGUCAGAAUUACGGGAGUACCUGGAGUUUGCUAAAAGGCAUGAGUUGCAUGUAAUAGUAGAUGAGAUCUACAUGCUGUCAGUUUUUGAUGAAUCAACCACAUUCCAUAGUGUUCUGGGCAUGGAAAGAUUGCCUGAUCCACAGAGGACUCAUGUGAUGUGGGGAAUUAGCAAGGAUUUUGCUGUCUCUGGGAUUCGUUUUGGCACUUUGUAUACAGAGAACCAAGAUGUUGCCAAUGCAGUGGCCUCCUUGUGUUACUUCCAUGGAGUUUGUGGACCUGUCCAACACAAAGUGGCACAGCUUCUCCGAGACAGAGACUGGAUCAAUCAGGUGUAUCUGAGGGCCAAUCAUGCCCGUCUGAAAGCUGCCCAUACCUAUGUGACAGAUGAGUUGAAGACCCUUGGAGUACCCUUUCUCAACCGCAAUGCGGGCUUCUUUGUUUGGAUCGAUUUCCGAAAGUACCUUAGGACAGGAACGUUUGAAGAGGAGAUGCUGCUGUGGAGGCGAUUCCUGGACAACAAGGUUCUGCUGUCCUGUGGCAAGGCCUUUGAAUGCAGUGAGCCAGGUUGGUUCCGUAUCAUCUUUGCUGACAAAACCCAUCGACUACAGUUAGGUGAGUGGUGUUUUCACCCCUCUCCAUUCUGCUCUCUGGCCACCUCAUUACCUACUCAAAUUACCCUCUAUCCCAGGCUGCCUCCAUUAUUUUUCACUCCCCUACUCCAAGUCCAUCUGGAUCUGACAAGUGUUUUGCGAUAAUUGUGCUUUUGUAGU